CUCAGGCCCUGUGACCGGACUGCUCUGACAUGAGGAAGUUGGGUGGAUUUAGAAAGUUCAGCGGAGGUCUGAGCCUGCCAUCUUGGGUCCUGUGGUCCCCAGGCGUCUGUUGGGGACAGUUGUGCUGGUGGCGGAGACCGAGUCGCAGGACGCUCCCAGCCCCAUCAUGGGGUUGGUGUCCUUUGAAGACAUAGCUGUGUACUUCAACUUGGAGGAGUGGCAGGACCUGGACACUGCUCAGAGGACCCUGUACAGGGACGUGAUGCUGGAGACCUACAGCAGCCUGGUGUUCCUGGACCCCUGCAUUGCCAAACCUAAGUUGAUCUUCAAUUUGGAGCGUGGAUUUGGGCCAUGGAGCCUAGCAGAAGCUUCAAGCAGGAGCCUCCCAGGUGUUCAUAACGUGAGUACUCUGAUUGACACCAGCAAGAAAAUUCCUAAGACACGUUUGCGGCAACUCAGAAAAACUAACCAAAAGACACCAAAUGAAGACAUGAUUGAAGCAGAACUAAAGGCUCGACAGGAAGUCUCCAAAGGGAAAACACCCCGACAUAGAAGAGCCCCUGUAAAAUCUUUGUGCCGCAAGUUACAGAGAACCAAGAAUGAGACAUCAUACAGUGAUGGGAAUCUCUAUGAAUGUAAGGACUGCGAGAAAGUUUUCUGUAAUAAUUCAACCCUAAUUAAGCAUUACAGAAGAACUCACAAUGUGUACAAGCCCUAUGAGUGUGAUGAAUGCAGUAAAAUGUACUAUUGGAAGUCAGACCUCACGUCUCAUCAGAAAACGCACAGACAAAGGAAGAGGAUCUAUGAGUGUAGAGAGUGUGAAAAGGCUUUCUUCCGCAAGUCUCACCUCAAUGCACAUGAAAGAACCCAUUCAGGUGAGAAGCCUUACGAAUGCACAGAGUGCAGGAAAGCUUUCUAUUACAAGUCUGACCUUACUCGACAUAAGAAGACUCAUCUGGGUGAAAAACCUUUCAAAUGUGAAGAGUGCAAGAAAGCUUUUUCUCGAAAGUCCAAACUCGCUAUACAUCAGAAGAAACAUACGGGUGAGAAACCAUAUGAAUGUACAGAAUGCAAGAAAGCUUUCUCCCAUCAGUCACAACUCACUGCACAUCGGAUUGCUCAUUCAUCUGAGAAUCCUUAUGAAUGUAAAGAAUGCAAUAAAUCGUUCCACUGGAAGUGUCAACUCACAGCACAUCAGAAAAGGCACACAGGGGUAACUUACUUUCAAGAGGUAGUUUUCCAACAGAUCACAGUAUCUGACUGGACUGGCAAUUUGAAUGAGAAUGGUCCUCAUAGACCAACAUGGACUUGGGCAUAUGGCAUUAUAGACUUUGUGAAGGUGUGGAGCAGGUGUAUCAUUGGGGGUGGGCUCUGAGAUUUCAAAGACUGGAACUGUUCCCAGUGUGUUCUCUGCCUUUAUGUGGAUCAUCAUCACGUGAAUGAACCUGUUGCUGCUACCAUGCUUUGCUCUGCCGUCCUGGACUCUAACCCUCUGAACCGUAAGGCUAAAUAA
Messenger RNA from Mus caroli (Ryukyu mouse), 1513 nucleotides. The record is from RefSeq and is a predicted model, not a curated record. Lineage: Eukaryota; Metazoa; Chordata; Mammalia; Rodentia; Muridae.